GAGGCUCCCACACUUGGAGAAUCUCUGAGGGGAGUGAAAAAUUGGACCCUAAAAGGGCCUUUCUUUGGGAUCUUGCUCCUUCCAUCAAACACCUUCUCACAUUGUGUGAGGCCAGGCAGAGGUGGUCCAGGAGCAGAAUGCCGAGAUGGCAGUCGCACCCCACAUCCCUGGUCCAGACUGCUUGCGCCGGUUCACCCGUGAGUCCUUGGCAGCGAUAGAGAAACGUAUUGCAGAGCAGGAGGCCAAGGACAAGAAGAAGCAACAUGAAGAGGUUCUCGAUGAAGCUCAAGAGCCCAAACCCCGCAGUGACCUGGAACAAGGGAAAAACCUCCCGAUGAUUUAUGGGGACCCACCCCCGGAGUUAAUUAGGGUGCCCCUGGAAGAGCUAGACCCCUUCUAUAAGAAUCAAAAGACGUACAUCAUUCUCAACAAAGGGAAGACCAUUUUCCGUUUCAGUGCUACCCCUGCCCUCUAUAUGUUAGACCCUUUCAAUAUUGUCCGGAGAGGUGCCAUCCAAGUGCUGAUACAUUCAUUAUUCAGCAUGUUUAUAAUGAUAACCAUCUUAACCAACUGUGUCUUCAUGGCCAUGAGUGACCCACCAUCUUGGGCCAAGAACGUGGAAUAUACUUUUACAGGCAUCUACACCUUUGAGUCCAUGAUCAAGAUACUUGCUCGGGGAUUCUGCAUUGACAACUUUACAUUCCUGCGAGAUCCAUGGAACUGGCUGGAUUUCAGCGUCAUUGUUAUGGCUUAUGUCACAGAGUUUGUGGAUUUGGGCAAUGUCUCUGCUCUACGGACGUUCCGGGUUCUCCGAGCACUUAAAACUAUCACAGUUAUUCCAGGGCUGAAAACAAUUGUGGGUGCUUUGAUCCAGUCAGUGAAGAAGCUCUCGGAUGUCAUGAUCCUGACUGUGUUCUGUUUGGCUGUUUUUGCCCUCAUCGGCCUGCAGCUCUUCAUGGGGAAUCUGAGGCAUAAGUGCGUCCGAUGGCCACCCCCCAUCAAUGACACUUUCCAAGAGGAUGCCUUUGGAUAUGAUAGUGACCCCUUUGGCAAUGGGACCUUUGGCAUGUUGGCGAAUGCAACUCUGUAUAGUAAUGUGACGGUCAACAACACUUUUGAAUGGAAUGAGUACAUCAAUGAUGAAGCCAAUUACUACUUUCUGGAUGGCGCACUUGAUGCCCUGCUCUGUGGGAACAGUUCCGACGCUGGACAAUGCCCAGAAGGCUACCUCUGCAUGAAAGCUGGUCGGAACCCAAACUACGGCUACACAAGUUAUGACACCUUCAGCUGGGCCUUCCUGUCACUCUUCCGCCUCAUGACUCAGGACUACUGGGAGAACCUCUUCCAACUGACCUUGCGAGCCGCUGGGAAGACCUAUAUGCUUUUUUUCAUUGUGAUCAUCUUCUUGGGCUCCUUCUACCUGAUCAACUUGAUCCUGGCCGUGGUGGCAAUGGCCUAUGCUGAGCAGAACGAGGCAACGCAGUUGGAGGAGCAGGAGAAGGAAGCAGAGUUCCAGCAGAUGAUGGAGCAGCUGAAGAAGCAUCAGGAGGAACAGCAGAGGCUGCUUCACGAACAAGCAGCAAACAGCAGCUCUGCAGACAGUAUCAUAGCAGAGAAGAAAAAGAAGGGGGAGUCAGAUCAAGAGGCACCCAGUGACCAGGAGUGUAAUGGUCGGGUCAUCCCACGCUUGGUGCUGGAGCGAUCAGCCACAGUAGACGAGUCAGGUUCUUUGGAGGAGCAUGAGAAGUCCAACCAGAACCACCUGCAAGUAGGCAGUCAAGAUGGGACAGGUUUACAGAAACGAGCAGAGAGUGCACUCAGCAUUGUCUCCAACACCCUGGAAGAGCUGGAAGAGGCACACCAGAAGUGUCCACCCUGGUGGUACAAGUUUGCCCAUGCGGUCCUUAUAUGGAACUGUUGCCCACCAUGGGUAAAGUUUAAGCAAUUUAUCAGGCUCAUUGUCAUGGACCCCUUUGUGGAUCUGGGGAUCACCAUCUGUAUUGUCCUCAACACUGUCUUCAUGGCCAUGGAACACUACCCAAUGACCGAGGAGUUCAACAACGUGCUGAGUGUGGGCAACCUGGUCUUCACGGGGAUAUUCACAGCAGAGAUGGUGCUCAAACUGAUUGCUCUAGACCCCUAUGAGUACUUCCAGAUAGGAUGGAAUAUUUUCGACAGCAUCAUUGUCACCCUGAGCUUGGUGGAGCUUGGCCUUGCCAAUGUCCAGGGGCUGUCUGUGCUGCGUUCUUUUCGGCUGAUGAGAGUUUUCAAGCUUGCAAAAUCCUGGCCGACCCUCAACAUGCUGAUCAAAAUCAUUGGCAACUCAGUGGGUGCCCUGGGCAAUCUGACCUUAGUGCUGGCGAUCAUUGUGUUCAUCUUCGCUGUGGUGGGCAUGCAGCUGUUUGGGAAGAGCUACAAGGAGUGUGUCUGCAAGAUUUCCUUGGACUGUGAGCUGCCACGCUGGCACAUGCAUGACUUCUUCCAUUCCUUCCUUAUCGUCUUCCGCAUCCUUUGUGGGGAGUGGAUCGAGACCAUGUGGGACUGCAUGGAGGUGGCCGGGCAGACCUUGUGCCUCAUCGUCUUCAUGAUGGUCAUGGUGAUCGGGAACCUGGUGGUCCUCAACCUGUUUUUGGCUUUGCUGCUCAGUUCCUUCAGUGCUGAUAGCCUGGCAGCCUCUGAUGAUGAUGGUGAGAUGAAUAAUUUGCAGAUUGCAAUUGGCAGGAUCACACGGGGGAUUGAUUUCGUAAAGCAGCAAGUCUUCCGGCUACUUCACCGGGAGUGGAAGGGGAAGAAGGAACCAGCCAAGGAGCAGGAUGACAGCAAGAAGGAGAACUUUGUCCUCAACAACAUAGAGAUGGGCCAGGACUCCAAAUCGGACUACAAGGAUGGCAUAGCCAAAAAAGAGUCAGUCAUUGAUGAUCUGAACCAUGUGGACAUGAGCCAGGACUCCAAAUCGGAUUAUAUUGAUGGCAUAGCCAAAAAAGAGCCGGUCAUUAAUCGGUUUCAGCAGGACUCCAAAUCAAAUUACUUGGAUGGCAUAGCCAAAAGAGCACCAUUCAUCGAUGAGUUGGAUCACAUGAACUUCAUUAACAAUCCCAACCUGACAAUUCAUGUCCCAAUAGCCUCUGAGGAGUCUGACCUUUAUGAUGAAACAGACACCGGGGAAGAGACUGCCGAUGACACCAAGAAGCCACUGUCAGAUGGGACAGAGUCGUCUAUCUGCAGCACGGUUGAUUACAAGCCUCCAGAUCCCUUGGAGGAGGAAGCCGUGGCUGAGGAGGCCGUGGAGAACGAUGAGCCAGAGGAAUGCUUUACUGAAGCUUGUGUUCGGAGGUGCCCUUGCCUCUACGUUGAUACCAAAACGGAAAAGGGGAAGAGAUGGUGGAAUCUUCGGAAGACAUGUUUCAAGAUAGUGGAGCACAAUUGGUUUGAGACCUUCAUCAUCUUCAUGAUCCUCCUGAGCAGCGGGGCCCUAGCUUUUGAAGACAUCUAUAUUGAGCGGCGGCAGACAAUCCGCACCAUCUUGGAGUAUGCUGACAAGGUCUUCUCCUAUGUCUUUGUGAUUGAGAUGCUGCUGAAAUGGGUGGCCUAUGGGUUCAAGGUCUACUUCACCAAUGCCUGGUGCUGGUUGGACUUCCUCAUUGUUGAUGUAUCUCUCAUCAGCUUGACUGCAAAUUGGUUGGGCUAUUCAGAACUAGGAGCCAUCAAAUCUCUUAGGACGCUCCGUGCACUGAGACCUCUUCGGGCCUUAUCCAGAUUUGAAGGCAUGAGGGUGGUCGUGAAUGCCCUUCUGGGGGCCAUCCCAUCUAUCAUGAAUGUCCUCUUGGUCUGCUUGAUCUUCUGGCUCAUCUUUAGCAUUAUGGGGGUCAACCUCUUUGCAGGGAAGUAUUACCGGUGCAUCAACACCACCACCGAUGAGCUCUUUGACAUCAGUGUAGUGAAUAACAAGAGCGAGUGCAUGGCCCUCAACUACACCAAUCAGAUCCGCUGGGUCAACGUGAAAGUCAAUUUUGACAACGUGGGCCUUGGCUAUCUCUCUCUUCUUCAGGUGGCCACUUUCAAAGGCUGGAUGGACAUCAUGUAUGCUGCUGUGGACUCCCGUGAGCUGGAGGAACAGCCCCAAUAUGAAGUGAACAUCUACAUGUAUCUCUAUUUUGUCAUCUUCAUCAUCUUUGGUGCCUUCUUCACCCUCAAUCUGUUUAUCGGUGUCAUUAUUGACAAUUUCAACCAACAGAAGAAAAAGUUUGGAGGAAAGGACAUCUUCAUGACAGAGGAACAAAAGAAGUACUACAAUGCCAUGAAGAAGCUAGGCUCGAAGAAGCCAGUGAAGCCCAUCCCCAGGCCCCAGAACAAAUUUCAAGGGAUCAUCUUUGACUUUGUGACCCAGCAAGCCUUUGAUAUAGUUAUCAUGGUCCUCAUUUGUCUUAACAUGAUGACGAUGAUGGUGGAAACAGACGACCAGAGCAAAGCCAAGGAAGACAUCCUGUUCCAAGUCAACCUGGUCUUCAUUGUGAUCUUCACAGCUGAGUGCUUCCUCAAGAUGGUUGCUCUGCGGUACUACUUCUUCACUAUCGGCUGGAACAUCUUUGAUUUUGUUGUGGUCGUUCUCUCCAUCAUAGGAAGUGUGCUCUCAGACAUCAUUGAGAAAUAUUUUGUGUCCCCCACACUCUUCAGGGUCAUUCGCUUGGCCAGAAUAGGGCGUGUUCUCCGGCUGAUCCGGGGAGCCAAGGGCAUCCGGACACUCCUCUUCGCCUUGAUGAUGUCCCUGCCAGCCCUCUUUAAUAUUGGCCUGCUUCUUUUCCUGGUCAUGUUUAUCUAUUCCAUUUUUGGGAUGUCCAAUUUUGCCUAUGUGAAGAAGGAAUCUGGCGUUGAUGACAUCUUCAAUUUUGAGACUUUUGGCAACAGUAUCAUCUGCCUUUUCCAGAUCACCACCUCAGCUGGCUGGGAUGGCUUAUUGAACCCUAUCCUGAACAGCGGGCCCCCAGAUUGUGACCCUACUCUGGAAAACCCUGGCUCUUCCGUCAAGGGUGACUGUGGCAACCCCUCCAUUGGCAUCAUCUUUUUCUGCAGCUACAUCAUUAUCUCUUUCUUGAUUGUGGUCAAUAUGUACAUUGCCAUCAUCCUCGAGAACUUCAAUGUAGCCACAGAAGAGAGCAGUGAGCCACUGUGCGAAGAUGACUUUGAAAUGUUCUAUGAGACAUGGGAGAAGUUUGACCCAGAUGCCACACAGUUCAUUGAGUACAGUAUACUCUCUGAAUUUGUAGACACCUUGCAAGAGCCACUGCGAAUCGCUAAACCCAACAAGAUCAAGUUGGUCACUUUGGAUUUGCCCAUGGUUCCUGGGGAUAAGAUCCAUUGUUUAGACAUCCUUUUUGCCCUUACUAAAGAAGUAUUGGGAGACUCUGGGGAAAUGGAUGCCCUGAAGGCAUCCAUGGAGGAGAAAUUUAUGGCAGCUAAUCCUUCCAAAGUGUCUUAUGAACCCAUUACUACAACACUGAAAAGGAAGCACGAGGAAGUAUGUGCCAUCAAAAUCCAACGGGCUUUCCGACGAUAUCUGUUAAGGCGAUCAGUGAAGCAGGCCUCUUAUAUGUAUCGGCACAGCAAAGACGAGGACACACUGGCAGAAGGUGCCCCAGAGAAAGAAGGGUUGAUUGCAGAUAAAAUGAAUUCAAUGUACGGGCUUUUGGCAACUCAGGCAGAAACUGAAGUGUCAUCCGCAACAGCCCCACCUCUCAGCCUUGAGGCAGUCACUGAUCCAAACACUGAUCCCAGAGAGAGGGAGGGUGAUGAUCCUGGGAGAGGGAAAGAGGAUGAUCACAGACAAACUAAAGCGAGGGAGGAUGAUCCUGGAGAAACAAAGGAGAGGAAGGCCACCAAACGAGGCGUGAUAGAGUCAUUUGUAUAAUGCAGAGCAUUCUUGACUGAUGAUCGCUUGCCAUGUGGCCCUGAAAGACUUCUCUUGCUUCUUCCUCUCGUACACAAGGACCCUUCCGUAACUUGUGCUGGCGUGGGCUAACCACCUGCUAUUGCCAGAUGUCAGGUACUCCGCUCAACGUCUUAACUUUAGAAGGAGAGCCACUUGUGGAUUCUGACUUUUCAAAGACAUCAUGAUGUGCCAAAAUAUUUUUUUUCCUUAGGAGGUAAAUGUGAAUGAUCUCUAUUGCUGUGACAUCUAAUGUAGAAUGUUCCAAGGCUGGUUCCAAUGCUCAUUUUCCCUUCUUGAGUUUUCAAGAAGCAGAAUGGUGGGGAGCAGAAUGGUGGGGAGAGAGGGGCAGAGAUGCAAGCCUUCCUCACUUCAGCUCAGCCAGAAUCAAGCUUGCGUUGCAUAUGCAGGACUGGCAGGCCACCUUAGAGGAGCUGAACUAGAGCGGUGUGUAUAUUCACAAGUAAGAAUAUUGAUUCUGCCUUAAGAAGAGUUUGGUUCUAUGGCCUGUGCAUGUGUAUUCUACAUAAGGCAUUCUGCUUGUCGUAAGAGGAGAAAAGAGCUUCUCAGCCCACUGAACCCUCACUUCUGUACCAGUGGAGAUCCUUCUCAGCACACACGAAGAGACACAAGGCUUCUGAGAUCUGAGCAGACAUUAACCUCACACUUUCAAGCACCUUUAAGAGCUAGAAAUUUGCUGCAUUUUAAAUGAAAGCUAAGGUCAGAAGGAGGCUGAAUUCUGUGUCCGAUCCAAUUUCUUGAGCUCUGUGGUAGCAUUGUGAAAAUGCAGUUUAUACGCAGCCCUGCACUUAACUAGUGGUGUGUAUCAGGCACCAUGAGAUGUUUAGGCUGGGUGGAAGUUUGAGCUGUUGUUCUCCUUCGCUAUGCAUGUCUUGCAGACAUUAGCAAUGAACAUUGCUGUCUGUACUGGUUCUUGGGCAUUAACAGCUGCCUAGUCAUCUCUAGCUUUAAAAUUAUUUCUUGAUGUUAUUUCCUAAUAAUAAACUGAUCCACUUUGGGCUUAAGAUUGUUUUCAGUGUGUGAAGGCAAGGGGGGUGUUGAAAUAAUGAUUCAGUUUUGUGAACAAAAAUAUGCAAUGUCUUAUGAACUUCUGCCUUUUCCCUUUGAGCAUUAGAAAGGAUUUCAAAAAGUUUUGUUACAAGGAAUUUAAAGUUCAAUUAAGUCUUAACUAUUUGUAUGCUUAGUUUCUUUACAAAGAAAAAAGUGCAAGAUCUGUUCUCAGGGUUUUAGUGUCAGCUUUUGGAACUUUUCUGACUUAAUUCUCAACUCCAUGGAACAUUGUCAGAUUCUGGGUUGUGCUUUUUCCAUGCUUGCCAUGUUGCUGUUUUCCUCUUUAGGGCACAUCUAGACAGCUUCAGGCUACUAGACAUGCUGCAUUCUCUGACCCCCGCUCACAGUCCAGAAAAGUGUAGUGUUUUGCCUUUCCAUCUGCUGAUCUCUCUGCCAGUCUAUACAGGGAAAUAAAAUCUGGAGUGAAUGGAGUGUUCUGGAACCCUGAGAGUCACUCUGUCCUGGGACACUCUCCACUGUGGCAUACUACAUUGCAGAGUUAAAGCGGGGGAAACCGGGGUCUGGAUUGUCCAGUAGGGCAGGCCCUGAACAUAUCACUCUGAAAUAAAUGGGGCAUCUUUAAAUGCAAAGGAUUCUUGCACCUCUGUCCCCUACAUUUGUGCAGAAGACAAUUGUGUAGAAAGAUGGUUUGCAUGUCUGCUGUCUUGGAAUCAGAUUUUUAAAAUCAGUACAAGCACAGGGGUAUUAACAGAAGGCAGACAGGCAUUCCCUCUUCUCUUGCCCAGCCUCUCCCUCACAAUGUUAACAAGACACCUUGGAUUUCCUUUUCCUGUGUCUCAAUCUACCUCUGAGGCUGCCAUUACUGUCCAUUGUUGGAGACUGGAUAACGGGCAAACAGGGUCAUUGUCUCAAUGUGGCUGUUUGAAGAUGCAAUCUCCCUAAAGCAAGGAAUCUGCACGUUUUUGUGCGCUAAAAGUUUUAUUUUCCUUUACUCACAUAUUUUAUGUACUCUUUGGACAGGAAUGGUUCCAUUCCCAUACCUAGAGAAAGGCUAAUUUUUACUCUAGAGGGAAUUAAUGACUUCUUGAACAAUUUCACAAGAACCAGCAAAUAUCUGAUGGUGCCCAAAUUUUGAUGAAUCAUAAUAACUGCCUGAAAGGGCUGAAGACUUUGAGCCCGUUCCCAAAAUAAGGAGUGGGCAGCUACAGACAUGCCUCCUUGGAGAUGGAAAUAUCCUUGCCCUGACUGGGUCCAAUGAACAGACCCUUGAACUCAGGAAGAACCAGUUGUGAGUUUCCAGUAGAACCCUAACCCCAUGGUUCUUGGAACAUCACAAAGCCACCUCUGCUCUUCUCCAGAGCAGGUUUUCCAGUUUUUUUAAACCUGAUUUUAUUAAUAGCAAUAAGGCAUCAAGCAGUUACUAAAAUAAACUUGCAAGUUUUUUGAAAAGUGUUUUUUUAAGCAGCCCAUUGAAGCAUAGAUGGAUGAGCAUAAAGGAAGAGGAAACCAAGUGUUCAGCUUGGAGUCAGAUGCUUGUGAUGUGUUCGUGGCGCAUAUACGGGAGGUGGCUGCGUUCACUCUGCAGGAGAGAAAAAUGCACCAGCUCCAUAGGUACACCAAGCUUCAUGCAUAAGUUUGGAACUCACAGGGAACUCUUACAGACUUCCCCUACAAAACAGUGCCUUUAUUACUCCAUUGAAGGCUGUGCCCUCCCUCAACACACGCACACAGCUGGUUUGUUUGCACCCAGCAUAGCAAAUCUGCCGCAUUGACGGCAUUGACUAGGUCAGGAUGCCUGUUCAUGUGGUUGGGCCAGCCCCAGGUUCUGAAUCCAAAAACAGGUUCUUGAUGAGCAGCGCCUCAAGUUAAUCCAAAACACAUCCAACUUUAUAAUAAUCUGGGGUUUUUUUUAAUACAGAUUUUUUUUAAAAAAUGCUUUAAAUUUUUGCAAGUGAAUUCCAAAUAAAAAAAUAUCCUGGAGAACUCUUUGUGUCGUAAAUUCCCUUUACUAAUAAUAACAACUGCGCUUAGAUACCGCUCUUCUAGACAGAUUAGUGCCCCACUCAGAGCGGUGAACAAAGUCAGUGUUAUUAUUUCCUCAACCACUUAACCACUAUGCUAUAGCAGCUCACCACCACCACCGCCACCAUCAUCAUCAUCAGAAAAAAGCUACAUGUCCCUGUCAGAACUGGUUCCAUUGUGCACGUGCCUUUUGGGGAAAGAGAAAAAAUGCUGCUAAUAAUAUUUUGUUCAUUGUUCCUGUCAAGUUCAUCUUUCUCUCUGCUAAAGGUGAUUUUUGACAACUCCCCCAAGCAGAGAGCUUUUAAUUCUUCAGCAGCUCCUUUCAAGAAAUGUUUUUGGGGUUAGCAAGUUGUUGGGGGUGCUUUUCCUUGCAAAUGGCAGGACUGGGGCUUUCCUGCUGUCACUUGGCACACCUCAGUUUCAUCUGCCAGGCAAGGGUCCCUCCACAAGAUGUGUUGAGACAUGGUUUCCAGCUGCGUUUACAUGUGAACAACUGUGGAACGAGGACUCUGCUUUGUUUCAAAUCGCCUCCGUUGUUUGUGCAUAUGUAACAUUCUGUGAUGAGAGAAGGCUUCACUCUGUAAGCUCAUGUGAUGUUUCCUUUGUACAUUUCUUAAAAUAAACUCUGUA
Messenger RNA from Eublepharis macularius, 9607 nucleotides. RefSeq names its product sodium voltage-gated channel alpha subunit 4 (gene SCN4A). The record is from RefSeq and is a predicted model, not a curated record. The transcript is spliced from 26 exons. The coding region runs from base 146 to 5905 and encodes 1919 amino acids. Gene Ontology annotation, molecular function: protein binding; voltage-gated sodium channel activity. NCBI's taxonomy places the organism in Eukaryota, Metazoa, Chordata, Lepidosauria, Squamata, Eublepharidae. Gene Ontology annotation, biological process: membrane depolarization during action potential; sodium ion transmembrane transport; neuronal action potential. Gene Ontology annotation, cellular component: plasma membrane; voltage-gated sodium channel complex; axon.